Molecule: messenger RNA, 2362 nt
Organism: Hyphopichia burtonii NRRL Y-1933
Lineage: Eukaryota; Fungi; Ascomycota; Pichiomycetes; Serinales; Debaryomycetaceae
Exons: 3
Coding region: 177-2240 (687 amino acids)
Molecular function (GO): RNA binding
Source: RefSeq, a predicted model, not a curated record
AAAAAAAAAAAAACAAAAAAUUACGUGAAAACCUUCAAUCCUCAUCAUAAUUGACAAGAAAGACUCCUCAUUCUACUACAAGUCUGUUGCAAUUGAUCUUCCUGCUGUGUUAAUCGUGCACGCAUAGCCUAGAAUUACUUUACUGAAGCACAUUAUUGUCUAGAAGUUGGUUGAAAAUGGCUCCCCCAAAGAAAAUGUCCUUACAGGAGUUUUUCUCCGAUGAAUCAUUUGGUGGUUCAUGGGCAGACGAUGACAUUGACUUGGCAUCGAUUUCAGUACCCAUUGAGAAGAAUAGACCAUAUUCUUCUGAUGGUGGAUUCAACAAUUCAGGUGGUUUCCACGGUCAUGGUGCUCAGUCUGGUGAUAAUGGUCCUCCUUAUAUACUUAAAUUAUUGAACUUGCCUGUAACAUGUGACGAACGUUUCGUGGAUGAUUUAUUCAAAAGUAGAUACACUCCUUAUGUCAAGUGCAAGAUUGUGGUUGAUCCAAUUUCUAACAUUUUAGAAUCUCACGUAAUUAAGAAAGUUGCAUUCGUCGAAUUAACAACUUAUGAGGAUUAUUCAAAAGCAUUGAAGUGGUUGGACCUAUUUUACAAAGGUAAUAGAAGAGUCAUAGUUGAACCAGCAGAUUUCAACGAUUUUCAACACUGUAUCUCUUUCAAUCAAGAACACGAAGUUGAAAUACAAGAAAUUAUAGAAAAUUUUAUUGCUGGGAAAAAUCAAGAACAUGGUCACCAAAGACGAGGCUUGGCUGGUAUGCCAUUACCUGAACCGAAUGAAAUUGGUAAGCAAUUCAGUCCUCAACGAAACAAUAUCCCUCUCAACAGAUCAAAUCAUGAUAAUCUUCGCAACUCUCCAGUAAUGAAUAAUUCUCAAACACAUAAACCAAAAUCAAAUCCUUUUGGAUCAGCAAGACCCGUUGAUAUAGUUUCAAAAGAAAAAGAGCUUGAUGAUAAAAUCAUAGCAAUUAACCAUACUACUUUUAGAACUAUAGGCUCAGAAGAUUCGGAAUCCCAAGCUAAUUCUAGAAGAUCAUCACAAACAAAAUCAAGAAGAUCUUCAAUCACAAUUUUGAAAAGACCUUCUAUAACUCCAGCAACUAAACCAGAACCAGCUUCAAGCUCGUCAACUAUUGAUUCAGCGUCGCCCCCUACAGCUUCUCAAGAUAUUCACAAACCUCAUAAUAUGAGUCUUGCUGAUAUUUUAAGUGCUCAAGGUGAUAAGUCCCCUGUUAGUGGAAGAAGAAGCACUCCUGCAAAACAAUCACCUAAGCCUACAGCCAUUAAGCCAGUUAUUUUGAAGAAAAAAACUCAGUUAAACCUUAGCCCGAUGGCCAGUAAUCAAACUGAAGCAACUCCCACGGCUAGUACUACGAGUACUCCACCACCAAAUACUCAACCACCUGUAUUAAUCGACGAAGAAUCGCAGAAGGCAAAAGAGUUAGAGAUUGAAAAUAAACUAAAACAAAUCAACGAAUCAUUUUCAAAAAAUAACGCUUUGGAAAAUAAUGCAUCUGCUAAUGAAUCACCAGAAUCAAAUAUAUCUCUCAGUCCCAACGGUUCAAAUGAUGGAACUCAGAAUAAAUCCACUCAAGGUAAACCCCGUAUUGAUUUAUUAGCUCAUCCGUCAAGAUCUACUAUAUCUGAACCUAAUAAAUCACAAUUUGCCUCUGGUGAUCGUCCAAAUUUCAAACAACAUUUUGAUGAAAUGACCAAAAAAGCUAGCCUUAAGUCCAAUAAUCAAGCUCCCCGUAAUAACCGCAAUAAUUAUCAAAAUAAUAGGAACCACGGCCCUGGAAGACGCCAGUUCCACCAAGGCCACUAUGCCAAUAAUUCAUCUCGGAAGAAUAGUGCAUCAUCAGACCAAGACAAUAGUGUACCUCCUUUAUCACCUCCACAGUCACUACAGGAGACCUUUGGCAGAGCUAAUUCACCAAGUAGUUCACCAAGAAAACGUUUCAAUGCUAAUAAUGACCAUGCAAAUGGCCACAAUAAUCAUAAUCAUCACAAAUCUAGUUCAUUUGGAGAAGAAAAUGAAGUUAUUGAAAAUGUAAGAGCAUUAGCGCUUCGUGAUGAAAGUAUUAGGGGUACAUCUCGUGGUAGAGGUAGAGGUCGUGGUGGAUUUAGAGGUAGAGCUUACCAUAGAGGAAAUGGUUAUAAUACAGGCAGGGGCGCUCACCGUGAUAGCUCAAAUUUCAAGCAUCCAUAUGUUAGUAACAAGCCAGCUGAAGAAUUGUACUAAUUUAAAAUUUUACUUCUUGUUUUAUCCUUAUUCAACAUAUAUUUUUUUGGUUUGUUUUUGAAAAGACAUGUCUUUUCAGUAUUCUUUUUUUUUCCUUUCAUUUUUUGUUUUACCAUUUGUUU